GCAGAUCUGACAGUGAUGGGUUGACAUGACACGUAACUUUACUGUCAAAAACAGCCAGCAACAACACUUUAAACUAAACGCCAAGAGACCACGGAAAGGAUCUCUGUCAUGUCUCUGUUAUUUCUGCUAAGAUGACAGUAAACGGAGAGCAAAUGGAGAGUUUUGCCUAAAUGUCAUCUGUCUUUCAAUUUGAAGAGAAACGUGAAGUUGACCCCUCAUUGAAACAACAGAUGAGAUUUUGGUCUGGCACGAGUGCCAGAGAGGUUUCUUCACAUCCGGGUCGACGUGUUGCCGUGACAGAUGGGUCCGAGUGAAAUCCUCUUAAGAACUUUCUGCUGAUGGAGGUUCAUUCAGGAAAGCUUCAGAGCUUCUGGUCAUCACUCCUGCACGGCUUCUCUCUUACUCUCAUAUAAACAGCAUGUCUGCAGAAAAGAAGCCCAAGAAGAAGAAGCCCGAGUCUUCUCCGGCAGAGUCUAACGGAACUGAAGCCAAACCCAAAAAGACCAAACCCAAGAAGAGCAGAGAUCUGUCGUCUGAGAACAGUCCUGUCACUCAAAAUGGAGAGAAAGUGACGAAGAAGAAACUACAGAAAGAGAAAGAAUCACCAGACAAAGAGUCCAACACGAAACCUAAAAGUGCCACAAAGAAGAAGAAGAGUUCUACAGACGACGACGAUGAUGAAGAGGAAGAUGAAGUGAUGCAGAAAAAGACAAAGAAAAAGUCUUCAAAGGAAAAUGCUGAUGGGAAAGAAAAAGAAAAGGAAAAAGACAAGAAGACCAAAUCUAAAGAUGUCAAAGAGGACACAGACGCUAAAAGCAAAUCUAAAGCAAAGAAGAAAGAGCCGGCCUCCAUGUUUCAGAUAAAUGGAGACAAGCCAGACACCAAGAGUAAGAAGAAGGCGGUUAAAUCUGAGAGUGAAGAUGAGAGCGAGCCCCAAACCAAACCCAGCAAAACGAAGAAGAAGACCAGCGGCUCCAACGCAGCGUCCAUGUUUCAGGCCGCAGCAGAGAAAGACAAAGACAAAAAGACGAAGAAGGCUAAAGGUCCUGCUAAAGAGGAAAGUGAAGAUUCUGAUUCAGAAGUGACACAAAAGAAGAAAAAAGGGAAAGGAAAAAAGACCAAGAAGGAGGAGAGAGCCCCGUCUCCACCCAUCCAGUUUGACAAUCUGGAGGAGUUUGUACUUCAGCCGGCACCACAGGGUGUCACAGUGACGUGUAGAAUGACCCGUGACAAGAGAGGAAUGGACCGAGGCCUUUAUCCAACAUAUUACCUGCACCUGGACAAUGACAAGAAAGUGUUUUUGUUAGCGGGAAGAAAGCGAAAGAAAAGCACGACCUCAAACUAUCUGAUCUCUAUAGACCCCACUGAUCUGUCCAGAGGAGGAGAAAACUUCAUAGGGAAGCUGAGGUCCAAUCUAAUGGGAACUAAAUUCACAGUGUUUGAUAACGCUCUUCAUCCGGACAGAGCUCUUCCAGACAUGUCCAACGCACGUCAGGAGUUAGCAGCCAUCAUCUACGAAACAAAUGUUUUGGGCAUGAAAGGUCCGAGGAGAAUGAUUAUCGUUGUUCCAGGCAUGACUAAAGACGGCGAGCGGGCGCCUAUACGACCACGGAGUGAUAACGACGGCCUCCUCACGAAACAUCAGAACAGAAACAUGGAGAAUCUGAUCGAGCUGCGCAAUAAGACGCCAGUGUGGAACGAAGAGACGGCGUCACAUGUCUUAAACUUCAACGGCAGAGUCACGCAAGCAUCCAUCAAAAACUUCCAGAUUGUCCAUAACAAAGACCGUAAGAUUGUCACAAUGCACAACUGCAUUGUGAUGCAGUUUGGCAGAGUGGCAGAUGACGCUUUUACUCUGGACUACAGAUAUCCUCUGUGUGCCGUACAGGCCUUCGCCAUCGCUCUCUCCAGCUUUGAUGGCAAAAUCGCCUGCGAGUAACCCCUGUUGAAAAAAACAGCAUAUGCUGUGUUAGGCAUGUUUUGAUGCUGGUUUGACCAGCUAAGGACCACAGCACAUGACCAGCUAAGGACCAGCUUAAACCAGCACAUGACCAUCUUAAACCAGCACAUGGCCAUCUUAAACCAGCUAAGGACCAGUUUAAACCAGC
Triplophysa rosa is the source of this 2108-nucleotide messenger RNA. Its product is annotated as tubby-related protein 1-like. Gene Ontology annotation, molecular function: actin filament binding. The coding region runs from base 419 to 1939 and encodes 506 amino acids. The record is from RefSeq and is a predicted model, not a curated record. The transcript has 13 exons. Gene Ontology annotation, biological process: protein localization to cilium. Gene Ontology annotation, cellular component: cilium. Lineage: Eukaryota; Metazoa; Chordata; Actinopteri; Cypriniformes; Nemacheilidae.